UUCCUCUAGAUUAAUAUUAACAAAUAAAAUUAGGUAUCAAUUAACAAGCAUGCCAAUCAAUAAACUGCCAAGACAAGAAGAAAGCAAGUCUUUUAUUGAUGAGUCGAGCUUGCUUGGUCGAGAUGAUGUCAAGAAUGAAAUAAUCAGCCAUUUGUUGUAUGAGACUAGCAAAGAAAGAGAGGAUAGCCCAAUCCAAACCAUCUCUGUAGUAGGGAUUGGAGGUAUUGGUAAGACUGCUCUCGCCCAACUGGUCUACAAUGAUGAAAAUGUUAAACAACAUUUUACUUGUAGAGUCUGGACUUGUGUUUCAGACAUUUUUGAUGAGAGCAAAGUUGCAAAAUCAAUAAUUGUGGGGCUUCAAGGCCUAGAUAAACUAGCAAUCCUCCAGUUGGAGUCAGUUCCAUUAGAUGCUCUUUUAGAUAAAAUUUGCAAGUCCAUAGAGGGAAAGAAGUACCUUCUUGUUCUAGAUGAUAUAUGGACAGAAAAAGAUAAAGACUUUGAAGGACUGAAUGCUACUUUCAAAUGUGGUGAUCCGGGGAGUAGGAUUUUGGUGACUACACGUAAGAGUACUGUCGCAACAAUUAUGGGAAGUUCACACACCAUUCAAUUAAAUAAUUUGAGCCGAGAGAUAUGUUGGUCUAUCAUUAGGAAUAUAGCACUAAGAGGAAAGGACCAAAGGACUUGUGAGGAGUUCAAGCCUAUUGGGUUGAAAAUUGCAGAAAAGUGCAAAGGUCUGCCGCUUGUUGCAAAGACUUUGGGAGGUCUCUUGCGGUUUAAAACUGGUAUACAAGGGUGGGAGAAUGUUUUGAAUAGUGAGCUGUGGAGAAUGGAAAUGGUACAAAAAGAUGUUUAUGUUCCUUUGUUGUUGAGUUAUUAUGAUUUGCCCUCAUCAGUAAGACAGUGCUUUACGUAUUUAGCUGUUGCUCCUAAAGACAAGCGUUUUUAUGUUUUUGAUUUGAUUUCACACUGGAUGGCACAAGGUUUCUUAGACUUUGAUGAUGAUGAUGAUUCACCGUUGGAACUAAAAGGCUUUGAAUACUUUCAAUGCUUAAAGGCUCACUGUUUCUUCCAAGAUUUUGAGUAUAAACAUGAACACCUUAUCUGUAAGAUACAUGAUUUGGUACAUGACUUUGCUCUCUUUUUGACAGGGGGUGAGUUUAUGACAUUGGAGAUCUCCAAAGGUAAUACAUGUUCAACGAUGAACAAAGAAAGAACUCCUCGACAUUUGACAGUGAUGGUAGAAGAGGGUCUCUAUUGUCCUGAAUUCAUUCCUAAUGCAGAAAAAUUGCGCAGUGUUGUGGCUCGUGGUAAUAAUAUUCGUGAGGAUUGUGCUCCAAUCAGUGAAAAGGCCAUGUGUAAUUUGUUUAAUCAAGCUAGACGCUUAAGGGCAGUGUUUAUGGUUCGAAAUGUUGCUUCAACUCUUCCAGAGGAAAUAGGAAACUUAUUGCAUUUGAGAUACCUUAACUUGGCUCUUAACAGCAAUCUUAAAAAGUUGCCAAAAGCACUCUUCAGAUUACACAAUUUGGAACAUUUAAAUUUGUAUUCCUGUUUUAAUCUUGAGAGAUUGCCUGAUGAGAUAAGAAAUUUAGUGAACUUGAGGUUUCUUUGUACAACAGGAGGUAGAUUUUACCUCCGUUCUCAUUUUUCAAGGGGAACGGGGAUCUCCAUUCCCCACCAAUUAACAUCAAAUAGCUUUGGCAACAGUAGCAAAGCAGAUGGCUUAGGCUGUUCGGCGGCGGCAACAGUAGCAGCAGGCUCCGAUGGCGCAGCAGAUGGCUCCUGCAGCAGCAUCAGAGCAGAUGGCUUUGGCUGUUCAGCGGAAGCAGCAGCAACAGAUGGCUUUGGCUAUUCAACGGCAGCAGCAGCAGCAGAUGGGUCCGGUGGUGGCAACAACAGAUGGGUCUGGUGGUGGCAGCAGCAUAUGGUCCGGCAGCAACAGCAGAUGGCUCUAGUGGCAACAGUAGGCUCUAGUGGCAACAGUAGCAACAGCAGGGAAACUAAAGGUGAGAUGGACGUGAGAGAUAUGUGAAGCUGCAGUUAAAGAAAUUGAGUGAUGGGAAUUAAAAUAAAUUAGGGUUAGGGUUAAAUGUAGGGGAAUGGGUUGGGUUGGGUUGGGAGUUGGGUUGUGUUGGGUUGGAUAGUAUUGGGUUAAAUUUAAUUGUAAUUGGAUUAAAUUUGAGUUUGGGUUUAGAAGGGGUGAUUUGCGGAUUUCAUGUAGUAGAAGGGCUGAUUUGCCAGUGUUUCUUGUACAGGGGCUGAAUUGCCACAACAUUGCAGGUACAGGGGCUGAAUUGCACCUUCUGCCUUUUAUGUUGAGUUAAAGAAGUCUCCUUUCUCAGGUCUUUCAUCAAUAACUCUUCUCUUUCAAU
This is a messenger RNA of Rubroshorea leprosula, 2369 nucleotides long. The record is from the annotation of a GenBank genome assembly. NCBI's taxonomy places the organism in Eukaryota, Viridiplantae, Streptophyta, Magnoliopsida, Malvales, Dipterocarpaceae.